AUGCACAGCGUCUGCGCUGUCUUUCGAGUCAACCAUGCAGGAGCUGGAAAAUCGCCAGAGCUGCGGACAUUGUUCUUUCGACUGCGGACACUGCUGAAGCUGCCGCUACAUGCAGUCUUUGUCUUUGAUGGCCUCAAGCGCUUGCCAGACAAAGGUCGCAAGGUUAGAAGCAGCCCCCACUGGCUCACUCGUGACUUCCAGCGCAUGCUGGAGUUGUUUGGCUUUGACUGGACUCAAGUAUUGCUAUACCAGGCUCCAAGCGAAGCUGAAGCAGAGCUGGCUGCCAUGAAUGUCCACGGUGUCAUUGAUGCUGUGAUGACCGAGGACAGCGAUAUCUUGAUCUUCAGGAGCUCCGUAUGCUGCCAUUUUCCUGUUGAUGUGCUGCCGUUGAUUCCCGGUAGUGCAAAAAAUGACAAGGACUAUCUCAACGUCCAGGUGUUCACGGAAGAUGGCCUUGAACACGGCUGCUCAUUAACGCGAGGAGACCGGCUGCUAAUUGCCCUGCUCGCAGGCGGUGAUUAUGAUCGCAGUGUUCCUGGCUGUGGGAUCGAAAUCGCGCAUAAGGUGGCGCUGCACAGUAAAAUCAGCCAGAUGAUGCUCGAUGCAUUCCUGUCGAUGACGCCGGAUGAAUUUUCUGAGCGGGCUGAGGAGCUUGUUGAGGAUCUGCGUACCCUGCUUUCUACUGAUCCUUACAAUUUCCUUGAGCGCAGGUACAAGGCGGUUGCAGACUGCAUUCCUCAUGGUUUCCCUCAGCAUGCAGUAGUCAGCAAGUAUGUCCACGCUUUCACGUCUUUUUUGGCCACUAGGAAUGGUACAGUGGCACUGCCCUGGGACGUCUCAUUCCACCAACCAGAUCUCGCAAGUCUCGCAGACUUUUGCCGUCAGCAUUUGGGCUGGGAGGAUGAUGCAAUUAUUGAGAAGAUGUAUGGCAGUGUAUGGGAGGGCGCCUGUCUGCGUGCCUUAUGCAAGGUAAGCAGCACUGUGUUCAUAGGCAGCCGCUAA
This is a messenger RNA of Suillus subalutaceus, 1002 nucleotides long. RefSeq names its product PIN domain-like protein. Gene Ontology annotation, molecular function: 5'-flap endonuclease activity. Lineage: Eukaryota; Fungi; Basidiomycota; Agaricomycetes; Boletales; Suillaceae. The transcript is spliced from 3 exons. The record is from RefSeq and is a predicted model, not a curated record. Bases 1 to 1002 code for a protein of 333 amino acids.